AUGUUAUUCCCGACCCUUUUGUACACAAUUAUAUCUCUUCUUUCUUUCUUUCUUUCUUUCUUUCUUUCUUUCUUUCUUUCUUUCUUUCUUUCGUUCUUUCUUUCGUUCUUUCUUUCUUUCUUUGCAUAUACUUCGUUCUUUCUAUGUGCAUCUUUUUCUUUCUUUUUUGGCAUAAUUUUUACUUCCUUUUUUCCUUCUUUCUUUCCUUCCUUCUUUUCUUUCUUUUUUUCGUCUUUGUUUCUUUUUCUUUCUUUCUUUACAUAUUCUUCCUUUCUUUGUGCAUAUUUUUCUUUCUUUCUUUCUUUCUUUCUUUCUUUCUUUCUUUCUUUCUUUCUUUCUUUCUUUCUUUGCAUAUUCUUCUUUCUUUCUUUCUUUCUUUCUUUCUUUUCUUUUUUCUUUAUUUGCAAUUUUUUCUUUCUUUUUUUUGGUUAUAUUCAUUAUCUAUCUAUCUAUCUAUCUAUCUAUCUAUCUAUCUAUCUACUUCAGUGUAUUCAUAUCUUUUCAGUGUAUUCAUAUCUAUCUAUCUAUCUAUCUAUCUAUCUAUCUGUCUAUCUAUCUAUCUGUCUAUCUAUCUAUCUAUCUAUCGCUGCCUAUUCAUUAUCACAAUCUGUUCAUUAUCUAUCUAUCUAUCUAUCUAUCUAUUCAUUAUCACAAUGUUCAUUAUCUAUCUAUCUACUUCAGUCUGUUCAUAUCUAUCUAUCUAUCUAUCUAUCUAUCUAUCUAUCUAUCUAUCUAUCUAUUUCAGUCUGUUCCUAUCUAUCUAUCUAUCUAUCUAUCUAUCUAUCUACUUCAAUUUUUUUAAUAUCUAUUUCAGUGUAUUCAUCUCUCUCUCUCUUUCUCUCUCUCUCUAUCUAUCUACUUCCGUCUAUCAUACCUAUUUCAGUGUAUUCAUAUCUAUCUAUCUAUCUGUUCACAUCUAUCUAUUUCAGUGUAUUCAUAUCUCUCUCUCUCUCUCUCUAUCUAUCUGUCUAUUUCAGUCUAUUCAUCUAUAUCUAUUUUAGUCUUUAUCUAUCUAUCUAUCUAUCUAUCUAUCUAUCUCAGGCACCAGCUUUUUUUUCUCUCUCUCCCUGUCUCCCUCUAUAUCUCUCUCUCAUUCUCUCUCUCUCUCUUCUGUCUCUGUUUCUCUCCUUCUGUUUAUCGCCUUCUUUCUCUCACUCUCUCUCUCUCUAUCACUCUCUCUUUAUCUCCUUCUCUUUCUCUCCCCUCCCUCUACCUCUCUUUAUCUCCUACUCUCUCUCUUUAUCUCCCUCACUUUCUUUCUCUCGUACUCUCUCUGUAUCUCCCUCUCCCUCACUUUAUCCCUCCUCUCUUUCUCUUUAUCUCAGCUUUCUUUCUCUCGCACUGCCUCUCUCUUUAUCUUCCUUUCCUUCUCUUUUUCUCACUUUCUCUCUUUAUCUCCCCCCUCCUCCCCUCUCCUCCUCUUUCUCAUCUCUUUUUAUCUCGCUACUCACUCUCUUUAUCUACCUCUCUUUCACUCAGCCUCUCUCUAUCUCCCCACCUCUCUCUCAUGUAAUAAAGAUAUUUUCGUUCCGACCGUGA
Molecule: messenger RNA, 1539 nt
Organism: Acanthosepion pharaonis
Lineage: Eukaryota; Metazoa; Mollusca; Cephalopoda; Sepiida; Sepiidae
Source: the annotation of a GenBank genome assembly